Messenger RNA from Macadamia integrifolia, 2037 nucleotides. RefSeq names its product endoglucanase 17. Gene Ontology annotation, biological process: carbohydrate metabolic process. The transcript has 8 exons. Lineage: Eukaryota; Viridiplantae; Streptophyta; Magnoliopsida; Proteales; Proteaceae. The record is from RefSeq and is a predicted model, not a curated record. Gene Ontology annotation, molecular function: hydrolase activity, hydrolyzing O-glycosyl compounds.
AGAAAGAGCAGGAGUUGCAGAGGCAGUUCUCAGUUUUGGCUUAUAAAUAACAGAGUUCUCAAUCUCGGGGGAACUAACAGCGGUUGGGGUAGUUGGGUUAGUUACGCAGCCCUAAUGGCUAUUUCUGCUUCCCUUUCUUCCUCCUCUAUUCUGAUCCUCCUCUGUUUCUUAGUGUCUCUGCUUCUCUGCAAUGCCUUACCAGUACAACACUACCUUAACCAUCCCCACCACCGUCGCAUUGCCACACAAAACUACAGAGAUGCUCUCUCAAAAUCCAUCCUCUUCUUUGAAGGGCAGAGGUCUGGCAAGCUCCCUUCUAACCAGAGGCUAUCAUGGAGAAGAGACUCUGGUCUCUCAGAUGGCUCGGCUAUGCGUGUUGAUUUGGUUGGAGGAUAUUACGACGCAGGGGACAAUGUGAAGUUUGGGUUCCCCAUGGCUUUCACGACGACAAUGCUUUCAUGGAGUGUUAUAGAGUUUGGUGGGUUGAUGAAGGGAGAGUUGCAGAAUGCAAGAGAAGCCAUUCGUUGGGCUACCGAUUACCUUCUCAAAGCCACUGCCCAUCCAGACACUAUUUAUGUUCAGGUUGGUGAUGCUAGCAAGGACCAUGCUUGUUGGGAAAGGCCUGAAGAUAUGGAUACUCCAAGAAAUGUAUUAAAGAUCGACAAAAACACUCCUGGAACUGAAGUAGCUGCUGAAACUGCGGCCGCUCUUGCGGCUGCAUCUCUGGUCUUCAGAAGAUCCGACCCAUAUUAUUCCAAGCUUCUAAUCACAAGAGCCAUUAGGGUGUUUGGAUUCGCUGACAAAUACAGGGGCUCCUACAGUAAUGGAUUGAGAAAAGAUGUCUGCCCGUAUUACUGUUCCUUCUCAGGCUAUCAGGAUGAACUGUUGUGGGGAGCUGCGUGGUUACAUAGAGCCACCAAAAAUCCUUCUUACUUGAACUACAUUCAAGUCAAUGGGCAGACCUUAGGAGCAGACGAGGGUGACAAUAUAUUUGGGUGGGAUAACAAGCAUGUUGGAGCGAGGAUUCUUCUUUCAAAGUCAUUUUUAGUCCAAAAGGUUCAAUCUCUCCGCGAUUACAAAGGACAUGCCGAUAACUUCAUUUGUUCCCUCAUACCAGGGAAGUCUUUCUCCCAAGCUUAAUACACCCCAGGGGGGCUUCUGUACAGGAUGAGUGACAGCAACAUGCAGUAUGUGACAUCCACAUCUUUCCUCCUGCUAACAUACGCCAAGUACUUAACCUCCGCCCACACCUUCGCCACUUGCGGUGGAAUCAUUGUCACUCCAAGGAAGCUCCGCACCAUUGCUAAGAGACAGGUGGAUUACUUGCUGGGGCAGAACCCAUUGAGGAUGUCUUACAUGGUGGGGUACGGUGCCAGGUACCCAGAAAGGAUACAUCAUCGGGGCUCAUCGCUGCCGUCCGUUGCUGCACAUCCAAGGAAGAUCCCAUGCUCCGCUGGCUUUAGUGUCAUGAACUCUGCAUCACCAAAUCCCAACAUACUAAUCGGGGCAAUCGUGGGUGGACCUGACCUUCACGAUCGAUUCCCGGAUCAGAGAUCCGAUUAUGAACAAUCAGAGCCGGCCACCUACAUCAAUGCACCUCUUGUGGGAGCACUAGCUUAUCUUGCUCACUCAUUUGGCCAGCUAUGAAGAAAACUGCAGCCAUGGCCUACCUUUUCCAAGUUUCCUUUUCUUAUUUUAGGGUAAUCGGGUUUCGGGCCAGAGAGACCCAAAUGUCUCGAGCCCAUCGUCAACUGGGUCUAGUCCAAUCUGCACCGGAUCCUAUUCUGUCUCUCUCUGUAUUGUCUUUCUAAGUCAGAGUUAGUAAAAAAAGUGGACUAUGGGUGAUGUAUACUUUAUAUAUUAUUGUAUUAGGAUAUAGGAUAGAGGAACAUGGGUAAGGGCCAGUGGGGUUUCUGUAAUUUGCUUUUGUUGUGUCGUCCUCAUCGGGGUGUACGUUUCGUGCCGGGAACGGCGUCUUAAAUGUAAACGGGGUUCCCUCUUCAUUUGACAAAUGUUAGUUAGAGUUCUACUUUUCUA